Molecule: messenger RNA, 1143 nt
Organism: Eruca vesicaria subsp. sativa (arugula)
Lineage: Eukaryota; Viridiplantae; Streptophyta; Magnoliopsida; Brassicales; Brassicaceae
Source: the annotation of a GenBank genome assembly
AAGAUAAGUUAGGCGAAUUGCGUUGUUGGUAUGUGUUGACCAGAAAAGCAUAGCCUUUGACUUGAAUUCUCUAACGCCGGCGAAGAUUCAUCGGGAACUUUUCAGAUCAGACUCAAAGAAGAAAUGAGCUCGAUGAAGAGCAGAUUGAAGAGCUACAAGAGGAAGAAGCUAGGGUUAGCUUCAGUCAUCGCCUUCUGUUCUCUCUGUUUCCUCAUCGGCUUCUACGCGUCAGCUCUGCUCUCUCAGAAUGUUCCUGGAGUUAGACCAAGGUUGAGAAUGCUGGAGAUGAUGGAGAACGGUGAAGGAGGAGAAGAAGCUGGUUCGAUGCCUCAUGGUGUUAGUGGAGAUGAAUCUGUUGGGUCUAUUCCGUUUCAGGUACUGAGUUGGAAACCGAGGGCUUUAUACUUUCCAAACUUCGCAACUGCAGAACAAUGCCAAGCUAUUAUUGAGAGAGCAAAGGUUAAUCUGAAACCUUCUGCUUUGGCUCUCCGGCAAGGAGAAACUGCUGAGAGCACUCAGGACACUAGAACUAGCUCUGGAACUUUUGUUAGUGCUUCAGAAGAGAGUUCUGGUGCUCUCGAAUUUGUUGAAAAGAAAAUUGCAAAAGCUACCAUGAUCCCAAGGACCCAUGGAGAGGCAUUCAAUGUUUUACGGUAUGAACUUGGCCAAAAGUAUGAUUCCCACUAUGAUGUUUUCAACCCUACAGAAUACGGACCACAAACAAGCCAAAGGAUUGCUUCCUUCCUAUUGUACUUAUCUGAUGUAGAAGAAGGCGGUGAAACCAUGUUUCCAUUCGAGAACGGUGCUAACAUGGGCAGUGGAUAUGAUUACAAGAAAUGUAUUGGGCUAAAAGUAAAACCUCGGAAAGGAGAUGGUCUUCUUUUCUAUUCAGUGCUUCCAAAUGGAACAAUUGAUCAGACUUCGCUUCACGGGAGUUGCCCUGUGAUCAAAGGAGAGAAAUGGGUAGCUACCAAAUGGAUCAGAGAUCAAGUACAGGAAGACUAGAUUCUUUUUUCUUGUUUUCCAUUUGUAUCUCAGAGCUUCUAUAUUUUGCCUUAAUUCUUGUGCCGGAUCCAUCAUGUACAGUUCUUCAACAAAGACUAUUGGGGUUACUUAAAUAUAAUGCGACACAGUUCGAGAUCG